UAUACAUUUGACCAGUCGCUCGUCUUACUUCGCAAGAGCAAUUCAUCAUCGCAGACAUUGUAUUUUAGUUUCGGCGAGAAGAGAGUCUUAUCGAUUCGGUCGCGCCCCGAAACGUUACGACGUGUACGACUCUGCACGACCUCAAGUAUCGAAGUUAUUUUUGUUUCCUCGACAGUUUCUUGUGUCCACGCAUCUAUACAACGACAGUGAUUACAAGAACAAAGAGGAAAAGUCGUUCAACGAAGCAGACUGAUUUUUCGUCCCAGUGCUGCUGUGUGAGAGCCAGUUCGAGCGUGUGAUGCACCUGCAACGAAGUAGACGACUGUUAGACCUCGACGACGAGCCGUUGACUUGCUGCUGCCGAUUUCGAACGUUUCACGCGACUGCUGCUGCUGCUGCUCGUUGUACGACGCACUGAUAAGUCUUGGCGCAAGAUCCUUCCGACGAAUCGAUGAGCGUGGACAUGAUGGCAUCGGAAACCAACACCCCAACGUCGGAGGACGCACAAAUGAUGAGCGCAGACGCGCCACCUGCGACGGAGGACAAAAAAUUCGCCUUGCUGCAGUGGGAGAACGAGAGAUUGAAGGAGUUUUUGACGGAAAGAAAUACUGAGCUGAGAAAGCAAUUCAACAUGCUGCUGGCCCUGCAGAACGAGAUCAUGAAAAUUUGCAAGGAUUAUAGAAUAAAAUUCACCGAGGCCAAUUAUCUGAUCAAGUUGCUGUCCGAGAGGGUAAAGAAUUCGGCACAAACAGUCGAGGCGAGCAACGAAAUCGCCGCAACACCAGUCCAACCGAUGAGCACCGAAAAUAUGUCGGAGAUACAUAAAGUUUUUCACACGUUGAUUGAAAAUAUCAAAAUACCGAACGACGUGGAGUUGCUGUCGCUGAUGGACGAUAAGUACAAAGAGUAUUUAGAGGGAAAGUACCUCGCCGAAAUGAACGUAUUUUUAAAACAAUUAGCGGAAAAUAAAUGUGAUAGUAACGACGUGGACGUGGAGAACGUCAAUAGUCAAAAGGAAAAGAUGUUGGACUUCAUCAGAUGCUUUCAAGAGCAAUGCCUUAAGCAUCUAAAUCCUGAGGAACUAACGCAGAAAUGCUCCAAUUUCAUCAAUAAUGUAAAAAGUAUUGUCAUUCGUAAUAAGGAAUUGCAAUGCAAACGUCUAGAUAAAGAAAAUAGCAACCAGCUGUUUAGUCAAUUAAAAACCGUAACUGAUAUUCAAUUACAAAUUAUAAGGGAUGAAACGGUGACUGCCAAAGUACAACGAAAUCUUCUUCAAACGUUAGUUGAUUACGAUCGGGUAACCGAUAUUUUUACGGUAUUGAAAAAUCAAUCGCCCGUUGAUUUUAAUAGUGUAGAACUUAAUAAUAAAGACUGUAAAGUAGAUAGCGGUGUAAAAAAUGAUGAGGAAGCGGAAGACAGCGAAGAAGCUAGCAGUGACGAAGAAGAGGAAAACGACGAAAGUCAAAGCAGCGAUUUUUUAGAUAGUUCGGAAGAGACGCCUGCCGCUGAGAAAAAACAAGGCCCCAAAGAAAAUAACGCCGCAUUUAUCGAACUCGAUUAUAUAAAACAAUGUGUAAAAAAUGACAAGUUAACCGAAGAACUUGCAAAGGCGCAGCAAGAGGUGAAAAACCGUGAUACGGUUAUCCAAGCACUUCGAGAGGAAAUUUCAAAAAUGUGCGACAAGGAGGACAUAAUUACUGCUUACAAAUUGGAAGCUGAAAUAAGAGAUUUCGAAAUAAUUGAUUUGCAGCAAGCCGAAAAAGAAUAUCUUCAACAAAUACAAACAUUAUCGACUACAGUUCAAAAUCAAAUGGACGAGCUCGAGAGAUUGCGACAAGCUGCCGGACCUAAUCAACCAGCUCAACCUGAAGUACUUUAAGCUAGUUAUAGUUAUGUAUAUUUCAAACUGUAAUUUAUACUCUAAUUAAGGUUAAACGAGUGAGUGAUCGUAUAAAUAAUUUUUUAAUUAGGUACUAAUGUUUUGAGAAUGUGUUCAAUCGUUUCUAUGAGGAACAAAAGAUUUAUGAAUCAAAAUAUUUAUGAAGCUAAAAGAUUACUUUUACUUUUUAAAAGUAUA
Trichogramma pretiosum is the source of this 2077-nucleotide messenger RNA. RefSeq lists its product as uncharacterized. The transcript is spliced from 5 exons. NCBI's taxonomy places the organism in Eukaryota, Metazoa, Arthropoda, Insecta, Hymenoptera, Trichogrammatidae. Bases 452 to 1879 code for a protein of 475 amino acids. The record is from RefSeq and is a predicted model, not a curated record.